Messenger RNA from Tripterygium wilfordii, 568 nucleotides. Its product is annotated as cysteine-rich and transmembrane domain-containing protein WIH1-like. The transcript has 3 exons. Lineage: Eukaryota; Viridiplantae; Streptophyta; Magnoliopsida; Celastrales; Celastraceae. Gene Ontology annotation, cellular component: plasma membrane. The record is from RefSeq and is a predicted model, not a curated record. Bases 137 to 361 code for a protein of 74 amino acids.
UAUAUAUAUCAACUGCAAUUCACCAUUACAAACACAAUCUUCAUCCUCUCAUAAGUCUUUUCUAUUUGUCUUCUUCAACUACACAAUACUUCAUUGAUCUGUUCUUGAAGGGCUUUUUCUUGAAACGAAAUCCAAGAUGAAUCAAUACAAUCAGAACCAGUCUGCAGAGGCAUACCCACCGCCGCCACCAUCCACCGCACCAAUAUACGUGGCACCACCACCGGCCGGUUAUCCAAUGAAGGACGGCACAGGCAUACCACAAAGUCAUGCUCCAAUUGAGACCAAGUCCAGAGGCGAUGGCUUCUGGAAGGGUUGUUGUGCCGCCCUGUGUUGCUGUUGUGCCCUGGACAUCUGCUUCUAAUUGAUACAAAUCCACUCUCUGGAUUUAUCAAUUAUUCUGUCAUUUGUGAUUUCUUUUAUACAUUAGUUGGAUUGUUUUGUUUCAGACCUUUUUGUCUUGUAGUUUUUAUUUUAGUCAUGUAAUGUCUACGUUCACGCCAUACACUUUUUUCUGUUCUAUAUGGUGGCUUCAUAUAUAUAUAUAUAUAUAGAAUUCUUUCCAGCUAUA